AUGCAAUCAUUUUAUAAGUUAGCAUUCCAAACACUUUCAAGUUUCCAUUCUUUAGGAUUAGUAAGUGAUGAGGAGAAGUCAUACUUGAAAGAAGUGAUCAUUAAUUGGUCUACUCCUUAACUUAAUACUUCUUAGGAUUAGAUGUCUGUAUUAGUUCUUCAAAUUAUUCGGGUACUUAGAAACUAAGUCUAACAUGUUUAUUAGACAUAGAAAUUCUUGUGUUUGAUUGAGGAAGAAACUGAUGAAGAUGAGAAUAUAUGA
Paramecium pentaurelia is the source of this 261-nucleotide messenger RNA. NCBI's taxonomy places the organism in Eukaryota, Ciliophora, Oligohymenophorea, Peniculida, Parameciidae. The record is from the annotation of a GenBank genome assembly.